Molecule: messenger RNA, 723 nt
Organism: Nomascus leucogenys (northern white-cheeked gibbon)
Lineage: Eukaryota; Metazoa; Chordata; Mammalia; Primates; Hylobatidae
Exons: 2
Coding region: 1-723 (240 amino acids)
Source: RefSeq, a predicted model, not a curated record
AUGCCCGGGCGGGUGAUUCUGGAGGGCCGCGCGCGGCUGUGUGCGCGGGCGGGGGCGGGAUGUGUCUGGAGGGGGCAGAGCGCCCUCUCCCGGCCCCGGAGGGCCCACGCGGACCGGCUGAGCGUCCCACCAGCCGGUUCUGCAUCCACUCCCCAGAUCUGCGCGCCCUGGUGGGAGCACUGCAGCCCCGGGUCGGCCCUUCGAACGCCAGGCGUCUACCCGCGGAGACCAGCGCAGGAGGCGGGCCCGCGCGCAAGGAGGCGGGCGACAGGGUGGAGUCGCCGCAGCUGGCAGCCGCACGGCUCCACCUGUUGCAGCGUCGGAGCGCGCCCGCCUGAGAAGGCAGAGCGCGGUGCGGACCUCUUCUCCGCGCGCCGGCUGGCAGGGCAGGGCCGCGGCUGCCAGGAGGCCCGGGAACAGUCCCGACGGAGCGGCGCGGAGAGGGCGCUCCCCGGAAGCCCGUCCGCCCAACGGAUGCGCAGCGUUGGAGCCCGGCCGGAGGUCGGAGCCCUCGGACGCCGCAAACCUCGGACGCCGCUCAGCACAGCCCCUCUCUCCGUGCGCCCGCCCCGGACCCCCUCCAUCCCUAAGAUCUGGCAGCCGAUUCGGUGGCUCGGGAGGCCACAGGCUCAGCGCGACACCACGACCACAACUAGGAGGCACCACCGUCGAUCUACCUGGGGAGGCACCUACAAAGCUAGCAGACUGACACCCGCGUCCUAG